AUGCGUGAUCAAUGUACGAAGAACCCUUAUGCCGAAGAAUGCUCACGAAUCAAAACGCAAAUGGAAGACCUUUUACGAAAAUGUCGAGACAUGACAACACCAGUCUCAGCUUGUGAUGAUGUCAAAACCAAAUACUGCUACAUAUUUCCUACUGAACUCUAUUGUUAUUCAUCGAUCAACGUUAAGCCUGACCCCUUUUAUCCACCUUAUAAUGGUGGUGGAUCAGACGAUUGGACGACGAUCCCAUCGGAUUCAUUUGUACUGAAGGAUCGUGGUGAUUAUUGUGUAACCCAUCAAGCGGAACAAAAAUGCAAAAAUCUGUUGAGUGCAUUGAAGCAAAUCCCAAAACUGCUGAGUCAGGCACAAUUUCGUUCUAUGUGUCAUACGCUCCGCGUUCCAUUUUUAGAAGCACGUUACAUUGUAGAACGCGGAGCGUGCGAUACAUAG
Messenger RNA from Didymodactylos carnosus, 447 nucleotides. NCBI's taxonomy places the organism in Eukaryota, Metazoa, Rotifera, Eurotatoria, Philodinida, Philodinidae. The record is from the annotation of a GenBank genome assembly.